This is a messenger RNA of Girardinichthys multiradiatus, 4971 nucleotides long. RefSeq names its product LIM domain kinase 2 (gene limk2). The coding region runs from base 187 to 2238 and encodes 683 amino acids. Gene Ontology annotation, cellular component: nucleus; cytoplasm. The record is from RefSeq and is a predicted model, not a curated record. Gene Ontology annotation, molecular function: protein binding; ATP binding; protein serine/threonine kinase activity. The transcript is spliced from 16 exons. Gene Ontology annotation, biological process: protein phosphorylation; actin cytoskeleton organization. NCBI's taxonomy places the organism in Eukaryota, Metazoa, Chordata, Actinopteri, Cyprinodontiformes, Goodeidae.
GCUCUCCGUACAGGAAUGUGGCGACCGCAUUACGUCACUUAUUCUGCCCGUAGGCGAGAAAAGCAGCUCCUUCCACCUGGAAUCGGUCAGUGUUUUUGUGUGUAGCUUUAAAGGGGGAUUUCGUGUUUUUCCUGCUGAUGUCUUCAGAGCUGGGUGGAGGUCUGGGAUGUAAGCGUGAGGCGGCUCAUGACAGCUCCCCUGCUGCACAAUGAGAAGCUUGUAGAAGAAGACCAAAUCUCGACGACGCUCUCGGGAGAGUCGAUGGAGGAACCAGAAAACAAUUGUUACUGUGCGGGCUGUGGAGGAAAAAUCCAAGACUCAUUCCAGAUGAAGGUCCUCCAGGAUACCUGGCACAACGCCUGCUUUCAAUGCUCCGUGUGCUCUGACAACCUGACUAACUGGUACUAUGAGAAAGAUGGCAAGCUGUACUGUCAGAAACACUACUGGGAGAAGUUCGGGGAGCUCUGUCACGGCUGCUCUCUGCUCAUGACGGGACCUGCUAUGGUGGCUGGAGAACACAAGUACCACCCCGAGUGUUUUGUGUGCCUGAGUUGCAAGGUGGUCAUUGAGGACGGGGAUACUUACGCCUUAGUCGAGAGGUCCAAGCUCUACUGUGGAAAGUGCUACAAGCAGGUGGUCCUCACCCCCAUGUUGGAGAAACGCUCAUACGACUCAAUCUUAGACUCCCUGCCCCAUACGGUGACGCUCAUCUCAAUGCCCUCUGCAGCUAACGGGAAGAGGGGCUUCUCUGUGUCCGUGCUGAUGGAUGUGAACGGCUUGCCGAACGUUCACGUCAAAGAGGUCAGACAGAUGCUUAUCAGUCCGGAGGUGCGAAAUGCUAUCCACGUUGGAGACAGGAUCCUGGAAAUCAAUGGCCUUCCUGUUGGGACGCUGAUGGAGAAAGAGGUGUACGAUCUUAUCCACCACACCAGUCAUACACUGCAGCUGCUGAUAGAGUAUGACCCAGUGAGACAGCGUUUAGAUCGGCUCCGACUGGGCUCGCCCAGGAACCAGCUGGGGGUCCCGGCCACAUCCCGCAUGCGUCUGUCCUCGCAGCCCAACACAGUCCUGGAGAGGACAGACGAGGUUGAAGACACACUGAAAAGGAGAACUUUAAAGCGAAGUAACAGCAUAUGCAAGUCUCCAAAUUCCAUAACAGAGGCGCCGAUAUUCGCAAGAGACAUCAGUCGCUCUGAAUCCCUGAGAUCCUCUAGCAGCUGCUCUCACCGCAUUUUCCGGCCAUGUGACCUAAUCCAUGGAGAGGUCCUAGGGAAGGGCUUUUUUGGACAGGCCAUCAAGGUGACUCACAAAGCCACAGGGGAGGUGAUGGUGAUGAAGGAGCUGAUCCGUUGUGAUGAGGAGACACAGAAGACUUUUCUAAAAGAGGUCAAAGUAAUGAGAAGCCUCGAACAUCCACACGUGCUGAAGUUCAUUGGUGUGCUGUACAAAGACAAGAGGCUGAAUCUGAUCACAGAGUUCAUUGAAGGAGGCACGCUGAAGGACUUCAUCAGAGACAUGGAUCUGUUUCCUUGGCAACAAAGAGUCAGCUUUGCAAAGGGUAUCGCCUCUGGCAUGGCUUACCUUCAUUCAAUGAGUAUCAUCCACAGAGACCUCAACUCUCACAACUGCCUGGUUAAACUGGACAAUACUGUAGUGGUUGCAGAUUUCGGACUGUCCCGACUCAUAGUAGAGGAGAAAGUAAAACCUCCUCCAGAGAAACCUUCAACCAAGAAGAGAGUGCUCAGGCGCAUUGACCGGAAGAAGCGAUACACAGUUGUGGGAAACCCUUACUGGAUGGCUCCAGAAAUGCUAAAUGGUAAACGCUAUGACGAAAAGGUGGAUAUCUUCUCGUUUGGAAUCGUUCUUUGUGAGAUUAUUGGAGAAGUGUACGCAGAUCCUGAGUGCCUCCCCAGGACUCUGGACUUUGGUCUAAAUGUUGGAAAGUUUGUGGAGAAGUUUCUUCCUGAGGACUGUCCUCCAGCGUUCUUUCCCCUGGCUGUUGCCUGCUGCGACCUCGCACCGGACAGCCGUCCAUCUUUCCAGAAGCUGGAGGACUGGUUUAAAGCCCUUUCCCUCAACCAAGAGCUGGGAAUCCCCCUGCCAGCUGAACUGGAUGAACUCCAUCAGAGUCUGAGUCAACUCUACUGGCCUAAGGAUCCAGUCCAGAGCACAGAGCAGCCACCAACCCCAACAGCAGCCUCUCCAGAGUGCACCAGUAUGGUGGACAGUGGCACCUAGGAUUUUUGCCUGUGUAGCCUCACUCAUUCUUUGUGAUGCCUCUUAACUGCUGCACUAAUUCUGUGGAGGAGAAAAAGAGGAAACUGGUGUAGAACCCGAGCCAUGUUAGAACUGGAUAACCUGAGAUUGCUGGACCACUUGUUUUUUUGUUUUCUGGAAUAUAACUCUGUGAGUGCCAGUGAACUGCAGUGAGAAUGAAGAGACACAUUUCAAAUUCAGAACUUUUGUUUGCUUAUUUUUGUUACCGUAUGCCCCCAUUUAAAAACACAUAGCAGUUCUUAAUGUUUAAAGUUGACUUAAUCCUAACAACAUAGAGGGGCUCUUUCCCUGUGGAUAGAUACCUUUAUAAGACCGUCUUGUCCCUAUGUGACAGUAGUUUUAUUUUUCUGGCUCCAAAGUUGUUGUUUGCAACGUGUAGAGAACACAAGUCUAGUCCACGCCUUAACGAGGAGUGGCCCAACAUCAACAAUAAAAGAAAAGCUUAACGCUCCCUGACAAAUCGCUGUGCAGGUAAGGAUUGUUAAUGCAUGAACCUCUAGCAAAUGUGUACAAAUACAGAGAAAAAGAAAGGUAGUUCAGUGAGUUGGUAACAGUUUUAGUAACUUCUUCUCAAGACAUUUAGAAUUUCAACUAGGAACUAAAAACUAAAAUUAGAAAUGCACCAAUCAGAAAUUUUUGGCCUAUUCCUGAUCUUCAAUUUUUGUAAAGUUUUUAAGUUUUUAGUAUUUUAACAGAUUCAGAGUUUCCUGUGGAGGGGAACUCUGGGCUAAGAAAGUCCACAUUUCAACAGACUUUUCCAGGGUAAAUAAAGACAAAAACUGACCACUCUCAUCUAGCCAUAAAAAGAUGUCCAGUGUUAAAAAGCUCAAAAAAAGAAAGAAAUGAGAACAGCUUUGAAAAUAUGUAUCUUUCGCCUUCCAGCCAUGAACACUAAUUGUUUAUUUAUUUUUAUUUAGAGCAGAGGAGAUGUCACACUGUGUGUGUGAGAGCAGUCGCUGUAGAACAAGAUUUUACAGUGUAAAAACUAAGACAAAGGUGUUUUACGCUUUUUCAGCAUCUUAUAUUAGCAAUUAGCAAGGUUAUCCCGGUUACCGUUACCAAACAGGAGUCCCUGUCUGUACCCCUUGAAAAAUGACAAUUUUCAAGCUUCCAUCUGGUCCAAACCGAUCAAACAGAAAUUUGUUCAAUUCUGGUCACAAGCAGAUUUCUCACUGCAUCUCUAAGACAGAUUUACCUUGGACACCACCGUAAUAUUAUUUAGUUGAUUGACCAAACAUCUCUGAACACAUUAUUGGUAUAUUUAUUUUCCAGAUUUUAGGUAUCUGUGUAAUUUAUUUCAUAGGCAUUUAAGAUCAAAUCUGGUGUUUUUAUCAGCUACCUUGGUAAUUUGAUCAUUUAAUUUGCUGCCUAGAGGGAGCAAAGUACCAACUCAGCUCUGCUGUAUGCUACAUGCCAGGCAGAAGGUAAUUAAUUGUAUUUCUCUAAAUAGGUUUAUUUUCUUUGCCCAUAGACAACUAUAUGCCCAAAUAGCUCCUUUGUGGUUUAUUCUGCUCAAACAUUUAUCAUCAAGGACUCUGGUUUAUCUAGGAAUUUUGCAAGCAUUUUGAGUCUCACUGGUUGGCCCAUUUCACAAUCUGAUAAACAUACUAAAAACUUCUCUUAAAAUAGUUCUGUCAGCCUGAAGCCCUUUGGAUGUAUAGUGUACUUAAUCCGAAAUAUUUUCUCAAUCGUUGAGAUUGUCCCAGCACAGAUUUUUUCUAUGCAGUGUCUUAAGGCCUUGCACCGUAGCCCUUGUAAUUAUUUUGUGUUUUUGAAGGAGCUUAAACGAUGCUUCACCACUUCGAAAAACACACUCUGCUGACAUUAAGAUGUACAGAUGUUCCUAAUUAUAACGCGUUAAUUAUAGAUAGAAACCAAACUACCCAAGCAGAAACGAUGACUUCUCAUAGCUGAUAUUCAAAACAGAAACUACUAAAACCCUUGCUCUUCUAAAUAAAACCAUUAAUCUUUAAUUAAAUAAGGCCACGUUUUAGUAUAGGUGUGUUUAUUUGAUUUUUAGUAAUUAUUUAUGUUUAUAUAAAUGGUGCCAACUAGUGUUUCAGGGGCCUUUCUUUGCUUUAUUUGUAUCACAUUCAAACCUUGUGUUAGUUUUUAUUUAUUUUGUUUUUUUUGUUUUUAUCUAUUGACUUUAACCCAAAUAUUGUGAUUUUAUUGAACCGAAUGCUUUGCUUAUAAAGCAUAUCUUCCUAAAAUGUGUGGAUGCCAGUAAAAUUGACCUGUACCUUGGGUGAAGCAUGGAGAUAACAUGUAAAAAAAGCUAUUUUGAUGCAGAAACAUUUGUACAGCCUGCAAUUUGGUGCAUGUCAGUGAAGAUUCACUUUUCUUCUUAGCUCCACUGAUCUCAGUUUAUUUCAUUGUAGUCAAAUCAUUUUUACAAUUUUUUUCAGAAUAAUGAAGACUUGAUAAUUUUGUUCUCUUUAACAAAUCAGGGCAAAAAGGUCUGUUGGAUGUUAUGAAACAAACUCUUUGUAAAGUGGGACUUUCUUCUCAGUGUAUAUAUUGUGUUUUAAUGAAACCUUUAAUUAGAUUUAAUUGGAAUGUUUAGAUUUUUCUCUUUUUAUAUUAGACAUUUCGACAGCAUUUUGCAAUCACCAAGCAAGGUACUGAAGACCAGUGGUAACCACUUUUAUUUAUAUCCCUGUAGUGUUUCUUAAAUAAACCUUCUGAAAGUUG